AUGGCCCCUGGUAUCGUCUCCCCAGUACCGGGUAACCACCACUCCGCGUUCUACAACUUCUUCCACGGUGGCUCGCGGCAGGUAUCCGGAGUCUCUGGUGCCCUCGAAAACGACAACAUCUCGCAAAAUGGACGCUCUUCUUCCCGGCGGGAAUCUUUCAUGCCACGCAAACCUAAUGGAGCAAAUGCGUCUAAUCUUACAAGUGUUGUCCAGUCUCUUUAUCGCCGUAGCGGUGACGAACUCGGUGCCUCAACAUCUUCUAAGCUUUUGAACAGCACCUAUCACUCUCUUGUGGAGUGGAUCCGUGUUCAGCGUAUGAGCCAUUUGCCCCCAGAAGGUAGCAGUUAUGAUAAGGUUCUGGCUUGGGCGCAGCUCUUUAUUGAGCGCCUUCACCACUUUGAUGAAGCUAUUCACGAUUUUGCCGGGGAUAGCGGUCUUGCCACCCAGCUAUCUUACGGUUACUGCGGCAUGCUGCUUGAUCUUGGCAAGGAGAAUGCCGACGCUUUGAUGAUCUCUUUCGGGUUCUUCUAUAGCACAUCUUCAACAUUGGUAAAUUUGCUUGAGCGCACUGAGCUUUUCGCUGUAUCGCAGGAAAUCAAGGAGCAGCUGAUUCUGGCCCUUGCUGAUCUGGUUACAUUGGUUCACAGUGUCUCAACUCACUUCCACCAGGCUAUCAGUGGUUUGACCACUGCUUCUGUCUCUGUCAAUAUCUAUGAUACUUUUCCUGGCCAGAUCCAGUCUUUCAAGGACCGAUGCAGAAAGAUUGCGGAAGCCAUGUGGCGCCAUCAGCUGUCCCGUGAGAACAUUGAUACUGAAAAAGGUAGAUUUACCUCAAUAUUCCUGCGAGCGAAAGUCAAUUGCUUACCCGAAUCAUCUCCAGUGUCUUUGGUCAAGUCUGUUCACCAUUGGCUCGCUCCUGAGGAUGGUGUUCUAGCGCGUCUAGCGGAGAACACCUCCCAUCUUGCUCAUGAGCGAGAGGAGAAUACCUGUCUUUGGGUUGGCUCAGCAUUGUCACUCUUCCUGAAGAAACAGACCAAGACGCUAGCCUUCAGCGGCAAGCCUGGAUCUGGAAAGACCGUUGCAGCUUCCGUCCUUGUCGAUCGCCUGCAGGACCCCAUUGGCAGCGUCACUUAUAAGACCUUAUUUGUUCCUAUUAAUGCCCGAAUCCCGGCCGAGGCUACUGCUAUAGCGGUUGCUAAAACUAUCCUUCACCAGCUGUUCGAAAAGCGCAUUGGGAACAUUCAGCUUCUUCAAAUUCUAAGUGAGGCUUACGAGCAAAGUAGAAAGACCACUUCUGAAGCUGAAUAUGAGGACCUUCUGUGGCACGCUUUGCACCGAACCCUGGGAGCGGCCAUGCGAGGUUCAAAAGAGCUCAUCAUCAUUGUCGAUGGUAUUGAUGAAGCCACUUGUGGCGAAGCCCAUCUCUUUGAAAAGCUCACCAAUGCUGUUGCCCAUACAGCUGCGGUCAGAUUGAUCACUCUCGGUGGAGAGAAGCCAAAGGAUACUACGAACGUGCUACAUGUUCCUAUCAAUGAGGAGCGUAAUGGCGAGGACGUCUCCAUCGUGGUGCGCAGCAACCUUGAGCACAGCAAGGUCUUCCGAGAGAUGUCUGAACUGGAACAAGAGACUAUCAUUGACGAGAUCUCUGAGGCCGCCCAUGGCUCGUUUCUUUGGGCAAAACUCUGUGCAAAUAGUAUUCGUCACGAGCACACUGCAGAAGAUCUGCACAAGGUCGUUGAGACUGUGAUAAGCAGCAAGCUCACCAUCACUGACUUCGUACAAAGAGCCAUCUCAUCGCACGAUGUCACCGAUGAUGCUCGUCACAUGCUCCUUUGGCUUGCCACUGGUGACCGGCCAUUUCAAGUGAAGGAGCUUCUCCUUCUGGCCUCUGUUGAUGUCCAUCACCGCACAAUUGUGGAGCGAAAAUUGAGCCCCGUGGGUAUUCUCAAGCCCCUAGACAGCCUGAUUCUUUUCCAGGAUGGACAAGUCUACUUCCGUCACGGACUGAUCCGGAGCGCUAUCUUGGAUGUUUUCUCGAAAGGCAAAUUGGUUCCCACGAUCAAGGACCGCCACGCUGACUUGGUCACUCGUUUAUUGAUUUAUAUUAAAACUGUUCUUCCUGAGCAGCAUGAACCGUCUCUUUCUCCCCUAGACUACCAUGAUACCAACAGUCUGAUUCAGAAACACCCUCUCCUUGAGUUCUCUGUUCGUUACUGGUAUCAACACUUGACGCAGACCACGGUUUUCAAGACCCACGGUGAGGUCCAUACUGCUAAGGAGUUUGGCAAGGUCUUCCCCUCGAGUGUUACCUUGUUGCUUCUCCAGAAUACUGUGUGGAGUAACGUCAUUACCCCCCAGAUUGCUCAAGUACCACACUACUACUUGCAACUUUCCAUGAUCACAUUGGCCAUGUUCUACCGUGGCAUCGAGCUUGUGCAUGAUUCUAUUCCUCUCGUCUAUGAGAUCACCACCCUCAGCAAAACUUUGCUUACGACUCGCCACCUUGUCACUAUGAAGAUGGCAAACAUCUUCCUUGAAUUGACUACUACUGAAGUCACAAGCUCUCGGACUGAGAUCAUGAUCAAACGCGAGGAGAUCUACCUCUUGCUUGUCGAAUGCUAUAAAAUCCACUAUGGAAACAACUCCGAGAACGUUGUUACCACUCUACAGGCCCUGAUUGAGCAUUACCGCCUAACGAAGGAGGAGAAGAAGAUUCAAGAGAUUACUGUGAUUAUUCAGUCUAUAACUGGUGUCACCACUGAGAAAGAUACCUCCCACGGUGAUCUCCACGUCCACCUGAGACACAAGCGCCACCACAGUGAUGGAGGCAUUCGUUUUGUCUUGGAUGUUGAAGAGGAUGAGCGUACCUCUGAAGAAUUCGACUUCCAUGCUCUCCUACAGUUGGCUGAGAAGUACCGUGCUGAUGGUCAGAUUCUCGAAGCUGAGCGCGUGUAUGUCGAGAUAUGGCAGCGUGCCUCGCACGAGUGCCGCAUUCAGUCUUCAUCCUACUGGGAGGAGAUCAAGCUAGAGUCUGUCAUCAUCUACUCCAAGUUUCUCAAGCAGGAGAAGAGAGAGACUGAGUCAUCUGCAAUCCUCUCCAGUGUCUGGGAAGAGUACCGCCACUCUAGCCUGACUUUGACAGAGAAGACUUCCCACCACUUCCAAGAGAUAGCAACCAUCAUGGCCUCAGUUGGCCUUACUGCUGCCGCUCUGUCGAUCUUCAAGCAAUGUGCUCAUUACUAUGAGAGUAGAAAUCAGACCAGUUCUUCCCGUUUUGAGGAGAUCAAGAAGAGUAUCACUACUACUUCUGAGCACGUUAUGAAGUCUGCCAGCUCUUCAUCGUCUACCGUGUCAGAAUCUACCUUGGAAGAAAUUGUAUUCGAGGCCUCUUCUUCGCACAAGGUUGACCAGAGCUCCUUCACAGCUACCACUACUCUGGUUGAGCUUUACGUCUCCCAGCACCGCUGGAAAGAUGCCACUCGCGUCACUAAGAAGGUCCUUGAAGGAACUUGGUCCACCUUGUUCGCUGCCUCAAUUCAAGAUGUCAUUCUGCCAAAGGACAACAUUGAGAACACUAUCGAGCUAGCUGAGCGUCUGUGCCAGUGCUACCACUAUCGACGCCGUUUCACCCGCGAGGAGAACAUUCGGACUCGUAUCUACCAUGCGAUCCGUCAUCAUCGCCCCGUGGACGAUAAGAUCAGGGAGCGCAUCACGGUCGAACUUAUUAGAUUCUUUGAGCGUACUUCACAAACCGAUAAGGUCAUCAGCACCUAUCAGGAGCUACUGGAUGACCAGGUCAAGCAUUACGGCCACGAUCACUCCGUCGUUAUCAAGACUCUGUGGACUCUCGCCGAGCUUACUCGUCCCCGCCCAAUCUUCAUUGAGUACUACCAGCGAAUCAUUCGGGCUCUGAACAAAGACUCUCCUCACUGCAAGCCAGAAGCGCUGGAGCCUCUGAUUAUUGUUGCUACUGAGCUAUGGUAUCAGAGCCGCUACUCCGAUGCUGUCGCUUACUUCACCUUGCUCUUCACCACUUUCCUGAGCCACCCCAAGCAGCCCAGAUUUGAGAACACCGUCUUUGUGCAGGAGAUCUUUACACGCUACACCCAUUGUCUCCGCUCAGUUCGUACUGAUUACAGUAUCAUCCAUAAAGUGACUCUUGACUAUUACUCCAAAGUCAAAGCUGUCUUCGGUGCCACCGCUUCGAUCACUAUCCAAGCAACUCUAACUCUUGCUAGAGUGUGCCAGGAGUCCAAGCGCUAUGAGGCUGACGCUAUUGCGUUGUAUGAAGAGCUUCUGAAGAUCAAGUCCACCGAGGUUGACAUUGAGGAAAUUUCGGCGACCCUCGACAGCAUCUACGAAGAGCAGACUCUCAUUGCGACUUCUUCGAACACAACCCUCUCAUCCUCGCAGGUUGAACGGGCUUCGAAGGUCUUGCGUAAGCGCAUUACCACUACCCGAGAGACUCAUGGCUGGGCUCAUGAGGAGUCUCUGUCUAAGCUCAAGGAGAUUGUGUCUUUUCACUCCAAGCACAGCGAGACUGAAAGUGUCCUGAAGGAGCUCAAGGAGUCGACCGUUCAGAUCAUUUCAUCUGAGAGGUCCUCUACCAAGCUCGUUGCCGCUGCUGUCACUAUUGCUAGUAGCUACGUUGCUACCAAGCAAGUGCACAAAGCCACUGAAAUUUCGCAGGAACUUUACCGCCAGAUCAUCAUGAAGGACAGUACAAAUGUCAAAACUUGCCAAUUUGAUCUGACUUCUAAGAGCCGGCAGAGUCUUGUUUUCUUGGCCCAGUUUGAGCAUAGCCUGCAUCAGCACAGUACUUCUGUGACCGACAUCCUCGCAUCGCUGACCACUGAGUAUGUGUAUUUUGAGGAAUUCCGCAGCUUCUGCUCCAGCAAGUCUGUCUCUUUCCACGAGGUUACUAUCUCUGCUUCGCGCCUAUACUACUUCCUGCUUCGUAGCAACCGCCUCGAGGCUUCUUCUCGCGUGUUUGCUGAGCUCAGUGCCUACUUUCUGUCGACUGAAGGAAAGCGUACCAAGUUGACAGACGCGAGCCAAAUCAAGAUAUUCCUCAGCACUAUCUUGAGCCAUUUCAACACUCACAAGUCGUCGGACUUUAUCCGAUCGGUCGGUAUUGCUAGCAACGUCCGGGUUAUUGAACUCCUCAAGUCCCGUCAGUAUGAAGAUGCUCAGAACCUGGCCCUGGCCUCGUUCUACUACAUCUCAUCCCACGAAGUUUUCAGGACCGCCGCCAUCGUGAAAUUCGUUUUCACCCUCGGUAAGAAGCUGCACGGUGUAUCUGCCACUAUCAUCCGAGAGGUUCUCCACGUCAUCGGCGAUCUCAAGAUCAGCUUGGCUCAGAUCAACCUGGACUACCUUAACAUUCUGAUCGGUCUCCUCGGCGAGCAGAAGGAGUACAAGACCCUGGUCUGGCUCCUGGGCGGCCUCUGGUCCAGCCGCAGCCAGCAAACCAAUUGGCCUCCUCAUAUCACCCUCGGUCUUGCCCGCCGCUACAUCCUCGCCCGCUAUCUAGUCGGCGACGCACUAAAGGCCUCCCGUCUGGCUGAGGACAUCGUGUACAACUGCCGACGUGUCAACGGCGCCCGCCACUCGAGCACCCUGGAGAUGUCAACCCUGCUCACCCAGCUGUACACUGGCAUCGCCCAGCGCUACCAGAGCGAGAAGGGCGGGCAGCACAUGGCCAACAAGUACUACAAGAAGGCCGCCACUGUGCACGAGAACAUUCUCCGCGCGUUCAUCGACCCCGUCCUGGCUGACUUCGAGGGCGGCCUUGACAACAGCUUCAGUGUCGACGGCUCCGCUUACGAUUUCAAUAUGGAAGAAGUCACCAACGGCUCCUCGCAGAUCGAUGGUGAGCAUGUCCGUCAUCACCUGCAGCUGCUCAAGCUUGCUGUGCAACGUCUGGGUGACUGGCCUAAGGAGUACAGUGAGUACGAGCGCCUGUACAAUGAUCUCCGUGAGGAAUUCAAUGCAGACCUUGAGGGAGUUGAGAGUGUUCAGAAGUGGAACUUGAAGGGAUUUGGUGCGGGCAAGGCCUCGAGUAAGGAGGAUAGCCUGAACCUGGACGGCAUCUCCUGGGAGCUGGAUCUCCAGCAGAAAGCCGCCAUUGAGGAGGAGGAAGAGGAACUGUAA
Molecule: messenger RNA, 6153 nt
Organism: Penicillium chermesinum
Lineage: Eukaryota; Fungi; Ascomycota; Eurotiomycetes; Eurotiales; Aspergillaceae
Product: NACHT domain protein
Exons: 5
Coding region: 1-6153 (2050 amino acids)
Source: RefSeq, a predicted model, not a curated record